UUUCUUGUUAAAGUCCUUUCUUUUGGGAGCUAUUAGUAUGGUGCUCGCAAGAUUCGUUGGUCUGCUGGUCUUCUGAAUGUUUUCCAGUGUUUUACGGUGAUUGGAGACUGCUAUGAUUUCGGAUUAACUUGGGCCAAGUUACUUGGCAUUCCCUGCCAUUCCGAUUCGUGCUGCGUGGGUUGAGCAAAAACUGAAGUGUCCCUCGUUGAUUGCAACGUGGUCCGUGCCCGGUGACGUCGGACAAGAAUGGCAUCAUUUCUCUGCAGACGGGUUCUCGCACAAUGUUUGCAGCAGCGGGUACAUCUCCGUAGACCGCUCCGAGCGACUAUUACUCCAUGCAUCAGGUUCAUUGCUACUACGGAAAAGAAAAAGGAUGCCGCGGUUGGAGGACUGGCUUUGCCCGAUGAUUGCUCAGUUACUAAACCAGGAGGUGGUGUGGAUACAAAUUAUGAGCAGCGAAAGGAUUGGUAUACUCGUGGAAUGGAUUAUGACGACGAGGACAUCGAUAGAUGGCAGUGGAAUAUUAUAAUGUUUGUGGUGGUUACCUGUUUCACCAUAGGAACCACUUGGUUUAUGAUGUACGCCCCAGUGAGGUUUCCUGAUACGGACUGGGUUUGCCGCGAAGCUUUCCUGGAGUUACAUCGUCGUGAGAAAUUCGGCCUGCCUUUAGUGGAUCCCGACCUUGUACCCCGAGAGAACAUAAUUCUACCGUCUGAUGAAGAACUGGGUGAUUUUGCUAUCACUAUUUAAUUUCUUGCAUCAAAGCGAUGGGCGUCUCUGUGUUCAAGUAAUAAGCAGAUGGCUAUGGGCAGCCGUGUUAGUUACAAGUGUUCAUGAUAGGUUUUAGAUGGUUUUAUUUUGUUCAUGAUUUAUUUCAAGGAUAAACUACUGCAUUUGU
Molecule: messenger RNA, 898 nt
Organism: Paramacrobiotus metropolitanus
Lineage: Eukaryota; Metazoa; Tardigrada; Eutardigrada; Parachela; Macrobiotidae
Exons: 4
Coding region: 247-750 (167 amino acids)
Source: RefSeq, a predicted model, not a curated record